This is a messenger RNA of Acanthocheilonema viteae, 1033 nucleotides long. Lineage: Eukaryota; Metazoa; Nematoda; Chromadorea; Rhabditida; Onchocercidae. The record is from the annotation of a GenBank genome assembly.
UUACGGAUUAUUGGGCCGCAAAUUGACAAUAAGUGAAAUUGACAGAAAAGCGGUACUAAUCACCGGAUGUGGAAACGGUGAGGAUUUUUGUAGUCGGAACGUUAAUUGUGAUGUUCGGAAUAGAUUUGGCAGAGAUUUAGUAAAACGAUGUCUUCAGAAUGGCCUAACAGUUUUUGCAGGAUGCCGUCGUGCCAUUAGUGUAAAAGAAUUAGAGGAAAGCUACAACUCAAUCAGCCAAGGUCGAUUGUAUGCAUUUCAAAUGGAUGUGACCGAUGACGAGAGCGUUCGAAAAUCGAGAGAAAUUGUGGACAGGGUUUUAAAGCAAAAAAAUCUCGUUUUCCACGCGCUAGUCAAUAACGCCGGAGUGCGGGGCAAUAUCUUUUACGAUGAUUUUCUAACUUUGGAUGAUUAUAAAGAAGUAUGGGAUGUGAAUUUGUGUGGCGUGAUACGAGUAACACAAACAUUUCGAGAUCUUAUCAAGAAAUCCAGAGGUCGGUUGGUGAUAUGCAGCAGCGCUAUCACACUAUUUACAACUCCAAGCCAGGGUCCUUAUUCUUGCUCAAAAUUUUCUGUCCAGGCUUAUACUACUGUUAUGAGACAUGAAUUACAAUCAUUUGGAGUAGAUGUAAUAGAAAUUGUUCCGGGAGGAUUCCAAACUGCAAUGCCAAAUUUCGAAGAAAUAGUGAAAACGAUGGACACGGUAUGGCAGCGGGCACCACAAAAAUUACGUAACGAGUAUGGCCACGACUAUAACGAGAAAGCAAAAAAAUUUGCAAAGGAACUGCAACCAAAAAUCAUGGCAAAAGAUACGACAUGGGUUAUCGAUUCAUAUUACGAAGCAAUCGUUGCGAAACGGCCAAAACUUUUGUACCUGAUUGGCUGGGAUGCGUUAUUAAUAUACUAUCCUUAUUCAUGCCUUUCAUUGCGCUUACAACUUUACGUAAUGAAAUUCAUAAUAUAUAUGAAUGGAGCACCAUUACCAUUGAUGGCGAUGAAGAAUGCAUAUUCAGAAAAUACGAAUGGAAAAGACUAA